This is a messenger RNA of Arachis ipaensis, 1002 nucleotides long. Lineage: Eukaryota; Viridiplantae; Streptophyta; Magnoliopsida; Fabales; Fabaceae. The record is from RefSeq and is a predicted model, not a curated record.
UCUUAGUUCUCAUGAUAUAAUAAAAUUUUAUUUUUGUGUAAGAUUAAUUGACCCUUGAGUAUUGUUUCUAUAUCCCGGCCAAGUGACAAUUCAUUUUCGAAUUAAAAAUGAAAUGAAAUUUUGUUUCAGUAUUAAACUCUUUGUAUUUGUUAUUCUAAUUGGUUUUUAUUAUGGCUAAUUCUAUGGUUUAUAUUUCUUUUCUUCUUUCUUCUGUUUUUCUCUUACCUUCACACGUUUUGACACAUGAACAAUUUAAAGAGGAAAUUAUUUCAGAAAAUUCUAUGAUAAACGUUGAUUGGUAUGAUCCUUCUGGGGUGAGAUUUAGGAGGCUACCACCACGUCCGGGUCCGCUUCCUCCUCCUUCUUCUCAUUAUUCUCGUUCUUGGUCGAAGCGAGUUAAUCCUUGGUCGGAGCGAGUUAAUCCUUGGUCUGAUCGUUCUUUUGGUUCGUCGCCGCUUCGUGGACAACCGAAAAAAAAUAAACACAACUCCGCCUCUUCUCCACCACAUCCUCCACCAACUAAAAUGGAUCACUAUACUCAUUCAUUUGCAUUCCAUCACAAUGAUGGUUUUAUAUCAGAUUGGUAUAAUCCUUCCACGGGUAAGAGAAGUCACGUGUAUCGAAAGGGUACGGAUCCGUUUCAUCGUCGUCGUCCUUGGGCGGAGCAUUCUAAUCCUUGGCCCGGUCAUGCUUCGAAAAAGCCGGCUCUUCAGCCGCGACUCAAGAAGAAUAAAAUCAAAGCAGCUGCUCCUCCGCAGCCUCCUCCACUAACUAAUUAAUAAAAUGAACGAAAAUAUUUGAGGCAGAAAGCUAUAUUGAAGAUGCAAGUGUUACGAGGCAUCCCAAAAUGAUGAAGCCUUCAAAAUUAAAAAAUUAAUUAUAGAUGUUCUCUUAAUUUUCAUGCUUUAAUUUUCGAGCCAAAACGCCAAUAAUGAUACAAUUUAUAUGAUAGAAUAACUUAUGGAGACAAUAUGCAAUUUGCAAAUUUAUAUGAUUUGAAUU